UUGCCAUUCAGUCUUUUGUUUGACGUGAGACAGUCAUAAAUUCUAUUUGUAAGCAAAACGAUGAAGUGGAUUGUAAUUUUUGCAAUUUUAAUUGCUGUAGCUUAUGGGAUUCCCAGGACAGCUCCAGACUUUAGUGAUCGUAUUCAGCAGAACUUGAGGUCAAAGUUUAGAGGCAGAAUUGUUGGUGGAACUCCAGCUGAUAUUUCCAGUUUUCCACACAUGCUUGCUCUGUAUGACCUCUCGUCCACUGGAUUCAUUUGCGGUGCAUCGAUUAUUGCUGAAAGAUGGGCUCUUAGUGCUGCUCACUGCCUUUACUUUAGAGUAGAUCCAUCGUUAAUCAACCUUCGUGGCGGUUCCACUUAUCAUGCAUCAGGUGGAAUCAUAUUCUAUACAGAAUCUUAUACACUUCAUCCUCAGUAUAAGCAUUCAUUGAAGGAAUUUGAUAUCGCAAUUAUUCACACUAGGGAGAGCUCACUAAUGAGAGGAACAAACAUUCAAGCUAUUCCAUUGCCAGGCAUCUGUCAAACUGACUGUUGUCUAACAUGUCCACCAGAUCAGGUCACAACUACUGGAUGGGGUAAAAAUGCAGUCGGUUCAUUUCCACAAAAUCUAUUCCAAAUCACACUUCCAAUUGUCGAUCGUCAAAGCUGCAGUGCUAGUUGGAAUGGAAUUGGUCAAAUGUUCUUUUGCGUUCAAAACUUAGUCGGCAAGGACUCAUGUUCUGGUGAUAGUGGCUCACCAAUUGUUAAGAAGAUUGGAACUCAAAUGGUGCAGAUUGGAAUUGUAAGCUUUGGAACUACGGUUUGUGGUGAUGGAACCAAGCCAAGUGUAGCUACUCGAGUUGAAUUGCCUGAAAUUCGCAACUGGAUCACAACAAUGUCGGGAAUUUAAACAGAAUGUGAUAAAAUUAAUUGCAAACUUAAUGAAAUUUCCUCAAAAAAACUCAUAAAUUAUCCCGAAAAAAAUUAAUAAAAAUCCUCCUUAAUGUAAAAAUUCCAUCAAAAGAUGAGCACAAG
Chironomus riparius is the source of this 1016-nucleotide messenger RNA. The record is from the annotation of a GenBank genome assembly. NCBI's taxonomy places the organism in Eukaryota, Metazoa, Arthropoda, Insecta, Diptera, Chironomidae.